AUGGACAUAAUAAUAAUCCCAGAGCAAGACGAUUCCCGCCUCGGCUCUGCCCGUGAUGGCAGCGAGGGCGGCACCCUGAGCGCCGUCAGUGGGAAUAACUCGGCCUCCUUAUCCUCCCUGUUCGCCACCUUCGUCCCCAUUCUCAUCUACACCGUCGUAUGUCUAAGCAUCUUCUCGGUCUUUCGGACGAGGUUGCUGCGAGUCUACUCGCCCCGCGCCAUCCUGCGCAACCUGCUUCCCGAGGCGCCGAGCCCCUUCAACGAACGACGGGACAAACAGCGAAGCACAUUGUUACCCAAGGGAUGGUUCGACUGGGUGUUGCCAUUUUGGCGUGAAAGCGACGUCACCGUCCUGAACCGUUCCUCCAUCGACGCCUACCUCUUCUUGCGCUACCUGAAACUGCUCUCGUUCAUCUGCUUCGUCGGCUGCUGUAUCAUCUGGCCGGUAUUGAUGCCUAUUCAUGCGACCGGUUCUGGCGGGUUGACUCGGCUCGACAGCGCUACCAUUGGCAACGUCACAGACCCAAACUUCUUCUUUGCUCACGUCGCCGUGGCCUGGGUCUUCUUCGGCUUCGUUCUUUUCGCCAUCUAUCGCGAGUCCAUCUUCUACAUCAACCUCCGCCACGCCUACCUGCUCCACCCUUACUACGCGAACCGCCUCUCCUCCCGUACCGUCCUCUUCCAGUGCGUCCCCGACCGCUACCUCGACGCCCGCCGCCUCCGCCAGGUCUUCGGCGAAUCCGAUGUCGCCAACGUCUGGAUCCCUCGGGAUACCAGCGAGCUAGCUCGGCUCGUGGACGAGCGGGACAAGACCGCCGUCCGUCUCGAAAACACCGAAAUCCGCCUCAUCAAGCUCGCCGACAAAGCCCGCCGUCGCGGCCAGCGCGCCGCCCCCCGUCUCCCCGAGCAACUCCUGCCACCACCCGAUUCGCGCCAUUAUCCCGCUCCAGAACCUUCUUCUCCCCACGCCAGCAGCUCCUCGCCAUCCCCGUCGUCCACGUUGUCUCCUUCUCCUUCCUCCUCCUCGUCCUCCUCGCGUGGCCAUGACGUCGACGCCGACGCCGACCCGGAGAAGAACCCGGCCCUCCCGGAUGUCAACGGUUCCGUCGCCGCACAAUGGCUCCCGGCCUCCCACCGCCCCGCCCACCGACCCCUCGGCAACUUCCUCCGCCGGGUCGAUACCAUCAAGUGGACGCGCCAGCGCCUCAAGGCCCUGCACCCGCGCAUCUACAAGCUCCGCCGCAUGUUCCGCUCCGAGCACAUCGACUCCAAGGACGCGAAGCCGCUGGGGUCCGUCUUCAUCGAGUUCACCACCCAGUCGGCCGCCCAGCGCGCCCUGCAGACGCUCUCCCACGACAAGCCUCUGCACAUGGCGCCCCGGCUCAUCGGCAUCCCGCCCGACGAGGUCGUUUGGCUGUCGCUGCGCAUGGGGUGGUUCGAGAGGAUGCUCAGGAAGUUCGCCGUGCGAGCGCUCGUCAUGGUCGCCAUCCUCUUCUGGUCGGUGCCGGCCGCUGCGGUCGGCAUCGUGAGCAACAUCAGGAACCUCAGCGAGAUGUUCGUUUUCCUCCGGUGGCUCCAGCUCUUGCCGGCCCCGAUCUUGGGUUUCCUGCAGGGGUUCCUCCCGCCGCUGGCCCUGUCGCUGCUGAUGGCCAUCGUGCCGGGGCUGAUGCGGGGGUGCGCCCGCUUGGCCGGCGAGCUGUCCCUCGGCGAGAUUGAGCUCUUCGUGCAGAACGCCUAUUUCGGGUUCCAGGUGGUGCAGGUGUUUCUCAUCACGACGCUGACGUCUGCGGCUUCGGCGGCCUUUACCGACGUCCUCCGGGACCCUUUGUCGGCCCGCGAACUGCUCUCCGAGAACCUGCCCAAGGCGAGCAACUUUUACCUCUCGUACAUCCUCAUCCAGUGUCUUGCCGUCGGCGCCACCACCCUUCUCCGCCUCUGGGACCUGAUUCGGCACGGCAUCGUGGUGCGAUUCUUCCAGCGGCCGAGGGCCGUGUGGCGUAUUUGGAAAGGGGUCCGGCCGGUGCACUGGGGCGGUUGGUUCCCCGUCUUUACCAACAUGGGCGUCAUCGUCCUCAGCUAUUGCUGCAUCGCCCCCAUUAUCCUCGGGUUCGCGGCUGCCGGCAUGUAUGUCAUGUACCUCGUGAACAAGUACAACAUGCUCCUCGUAGACGACUCCUCCAUCGACACGCGGGGGCUGGUGUACCCCCGCGCGCUGAGGCAACUCCUGAUCGGCCUCUAUCUGGCCGAGAUCUGCAUCAUCGGCCUUUUCACCCUUCGGCUCGCUUUGAUACCCAUGGCCCUCAUGAUCAUUCUGCUCGUUUUCACCGUCCUCUUCCAUUUUUCUCUCCGCGACGCCCUCUCCCCGCUUUUGCAGAAUCUGCCUCUCACUCUUGCGCUCGAAAACGAGGAACUCAUGGCCAAGACGGCCGCCGGCAAGAAGGACGAUGACUUGUCGGACGCAAAAGACGGAGACGAGGGCAACAAGGCGCAGAAGCAACAAACCAACGGGGACCCACCGCUCACGGGAACAAACAACGAACCAGCAGCUUCUGUGCCUCUCCCGCAUGCCUACUUGGAUGAUGACCACGAUGACGAGGAGGAGGGGUACUUCAGCGACGACGACGAGCACGACAUGGUUCACGAAACCACCGGAUCCCGUACCCACCCCGGCGCUGCGCCCCGCGCGAACCCUGGUCUCGAAGGUGGUCCGGCCCUGGCCCGCGUGGCGGCCCGCGCGAGCUGGGCCUUCUACGUCGGCAAAUUCACGUCGGCCCUCCACUGGAUCGGCCUGGGACCCGUGCUCUCGUUCCUGGACGGGGUCAUCCGUCCGACGUACCGGCCCGACCCCCACCCGAUUCUCCGGUUCCUGCACCCGUGCACGUUCGACUCGUUCGAGCACAUCCGCGCGACGUGGGUGCCGCAUGACCUUCCCGACCCGCGCGCCUCGUACCCCGCCGACUACGGGGCGCGGGCGUACCACCCGCCCGAGGUGUGGUCGCCUGCCCCGCGGAUCUGGAUACCGAGGGACGACGGCGGGGUGAGCGCGCAGGAGGUGUUGCACUGUAAGCGGUACGCGAAAGUCGUGGCUUCGGACGAGGGGGCGUGGUUGGACGAGAAGGGGACGGUGGUUUGUGAAGUUGAGAAGGCGCCUUUCUGGGAGGUUGAGGAGCAGGUGCUCUACUAG
Messenger RNA from Sodiomyces alkalinus F11, 3183 nucleotides. Its product is annotated as phosphate metabolism protein. Gene Ontology annotation, cellular component: plasma membrane. The record is from RefSeq and is a predicted model, not a curated record. The transcript is spliced from 6 exons. Gene Ontology annotation, molecular function: calcium-activated cation channel activity. Lineage: Eukaryota; Fungi; Ascomycota; Sordariomycetes; Glomerellales; Plectosphaerellaceae. Bases 1 to 3183 code for a protein of 1060 amino acids.